CGAUCCCUUAUUCCCCCCAAUAAUCUUGGAAGCCGUUCUGCAUUCUGCGGCUUCUAGAAUAUGCUGAUCUCUUUAUUUAUUCUUUCCUUCCGCUUGAAUUUUUUAACCUUUUUUUUCUUGAGUUCUAGACAUUAGAGUAGACUUAAUAGAGUUUCUUAAUACUCAUUACACUCGUUGCUCUGUCGCCUCAUCGCUACAGUAUUGUAGCUGUCAUUCGCUUUGCUAAUCAAUUAUUAUUGGUUCUUGCUACUCGUUAUAAUACAGUAAUAUACAUAGAAGAUGCGCUUCGCUACAUCCGUCCUCGGCCUCGCGGCCGCUGCCAACACGGCCCUUGCUGCUACCGCCGCUAACACUGGCAUCAAGGGUUUCAACUACGGAGCCUUCUUCCUUAACCAGGCUGCUAAGCAGCAGGUUGAUUUCGAGUACGAAUUCAACCGCGCCAAGAACCUCCCAGGCACGAGCGGAUGGACGAGUGCCCGUCUGUACUCUAUGAUCCAAUGGGGAACCGCAAACAGCGUGAUCAGCGCCAUCCCUGCGGCCAUCAACACCAAGACGAGCCUGCUGCUCGGUCUCUGGGUUUCCGGUAGUGACCAAGCCAUCACCAACGAGAUUGCAGCUCUCAAAGCCGCUAUCAACCAAUACGGAUCCGCAUUCACCAACUUAGUUGUCGGUAUCUCUGUCGGUAGCGAAGAUCUCUACCGUCAUGACAACAACGAAGUUGGUGUUGGUCCCCAGAAGCUCAUCGACUGCAUCAACCAAGUCCGAAACGCCAUCGCUGGCACUCCUCUCGCGGGUAUUCCCAUCGGCCACGUCGACACCUAUGACUCCUUCCUGAACGGAACAAACCGCGCCGUCAUCGACCACAUCGACUGGCUCGGCUUCGACGGCUACCCGUACUGGGAGCAGACCCAGCCCAACAGCAUCGGCAAUGCGCAGAACCGCUUCUACGACGGACUGAACAAGACCAUCGCACUCGCCAACGGCAAGCCCGUCUGGGUUACUGAGACCGGCUGGCCUGUAGCCGGAAAGACCGUCAACCAGGCCGUGCCCGGCGCCGAGAACGCCCGCAUCUACUGGCAGGACGUCGCCUGCACCCUGAUCGCGCGCGGCAUUAACCUGUGGUGGUACGACCUUCAGGAGUCCCAGUGGGGACAGGCCUCGCCCGACUUCGGCAUCUUCCCCGCCGGCGACCUUAACACCGUCAAGCCCAGCUACGACCUCUCUUGCUAAACGCCAGUAUUAUGAAAAAAGAAAAUAGGGAUACAACUGUAUAGACUUCCUUCGCAUAGAUAUUGUAAUCGCCAUUGGGUCCCUAGAGCAGGCUUGGCGUUAAUACCCCUCUUGUUCAUAAGCCGUCUGGGU
Molecule: messenger RNA, 1362 nt
Organism: Daldinia caldariorum
Lineage: Eukaryota; Fungi; Ascomycota; Sordariomycetes; Xylariales; Hypoxylaceae
Product: glycoside hydrolase family 17 protein
Exons: 3
Coding region: 280-1230 (316 amino acids)
Biological process (GO): carbohydrate metabolic process; cell wall organization
Cellular component (GO): extracellular region; cell surface; fungal-type cell wall
Molecular function (GO): 1,3-beta-glucanosyltransferase activity; glucan endo-1,3-beta-D-glucosidase activity
Source: RefSeq, a predicted model, not a curated record